UUAACGUGUAUCCCUUUUUUUUCACAUUAAUUCCUAGUGAUAGAGAAACUGAUACUAGUGCAUAAUAUGGAAUUGGGCAUCAAAUUUAUUGCUUGUGGUAAAUCAAUUAUAGUCCUUUGUACAUGAAUUGACCCGGUUAGGAUGGCAUGCAUCUAGAACCGGAAAUUGGUGCUGUUAUUCUGGAGGAAAGUGGAAAACCUGAAGACCGAGUUGAAACAGCCUUGAAGUGUCUUCCACAUUAUGAUCCUGCUGGCAGUUGGAGUGUUGAUUCCACUGCAUCAUUCCGCUAUUGGAAGAUUCGUGAUUAUGCAUAUGCUUACAGGUCCAAGCUUGCAACCCCCUCUAUUGUUGCAGAGCAAUUCAUCUCAGCUAUGGAGGGGUUCGCUAACAAGAAGCCCCCGACACCAUUAUUGAUUUCGUUUGAUGCAGAGGAUGUAAGAAAGCAAGCUGCAGCUUCCACACAAAGGUUUGAGCAAGGAAAUCCAUUAUCAACAUUGGAUGGGAUUUUCAUGGCUAUCAAGGAUGAUAUAGAUUGCUACCAUCAUCCAUCAAAGGGUGCAACAACAUGGAUGCAUGAGGUUCGCCCUGUUGAGAAGGACGCAGUUUGUGUCUCAAGAUUACGCAGCUGUGGUGUAAUUCUUGUUGGAAAAGCAAAUAUGCAUGAAUUGGGCCUCGGAACGACUGGAAAUAAUCCUAAUCAUGGGACAACAAGAAACCCACAUGCUCCAGAAAGGUAUACAGGAGGAUCUUCCUCAGGCCCAGCCGCAAUUGUGGCUUCUGGACUUUGUCCAGCUGCUUUAGGAACAGAUGGUGGAGGUUCUGUUCGUAUUCCUUCUUCUCUUUGCGGGGUCGUGGGCUUGAAAACAACAUAUGGACGGACAGACAUGAGAGGGUCAAUAUAUGCAGGGACUGUGGAGAUUAUUGGACCAAUCGCAUCAACAGUGGAGGAUGUCAUGCUUGUGUAUGCAGCAAUCUUAGGUUCCUCCCCUGCUGAUAGUAUCUGUUUGAAACCGUCUCUCCCCUAUGUGCCAGAUUUAUCUUCACAUGAGUGUUCACAUGUUCUGGGAUUGCUAAGAUUAGGGAAGUAUACACAGUGGUUCAAUGAUGUAUUCUCAACUGAGAUCUCUGCUACGUGCGAGAAUGUUCUUAAUCGGCUAUCGGAGACACAUGGAUGUAAGAUGGUAGAGAUUGUAGUACCUGAGCUUCAAGAGAUGCGCAUGGCUCAUGUUGUUUCCAUUGGUUCUGAAUCAACAAGUUCAUUAACGCCUGAUUGUGAGGAUGGGAAAGGGGUGAAACUUACAUUGGAUACUCGCACUAAUCUGGCUCUUUUUCGGUCAUUCACAGCUUCGGACUACAUUGCUGCCCAACGCCUAAGGCGAAGGCUAAUGUACUACCACAUGGAGAUUUUCAAGAAGGUGGAUGUCAUAGUGACGCCCACAACCGGAGAUGCACUCUACUUAAAUAAUUACGGAACGACGUUGUUAGGCUACGUGACCGAAGAAGAAGCCAACUUCGAAGCAGUGCUCUCUGAACCAGUUUUCCAGUCUUACAGAUCUCACAGAGCAUUCAAUCUACCAGAUCGUAUAGAAGUAACCGAAGUCUCUCUCUCUCUCCAAAUUCUCCUUUGCGUGUUUCUUAGCCAAAUGAUCACAAGAGAUGAUUAA
This is a messenger RNA of Ilex paraguariensis (yerba mate), 1664 nucleotides long. Lineage: Eukaryota; Viridiplantae; Streptophyta; Magnoliopsida; Aquifoliales; Aquifoliaceae. The record is from the annotation of a GenBank genome assembly.